Malus domestica (apple) is the source of this 732-nucleotide messenger RNA. RefSeq names its product non-specific lipid-transfer protein 3-like. Gene Ontology annotation, molecular function: lipid binding. The record is from RefSeq and is a predicted model, not a curated record. NCBI's taxonomy places the organism in Eukaryota, Viridiplantae, Streptophyta, Magnoliopsida, Rosales, Rosaceae. Gene Ontology annotation, cellular component: membrane. Gene Ontology annotation, biological process: lipid transport.
UUCUAGCACUCACCAGUGUAUCCAAACACUUCCUCAACAGUUUCAAAGAUUAGUGUACUCUUAUUUACGAAGACGUUAUGGCUAGCUCUGGACAGCUCCUUAAGCUUGCAUGCUUGGUGGUGGUGAUGUUCUGCAUGGUGGCUGGUGCCCCCAAAGCCGAGGCAGCUGUGACAUGCGGUCAGGUGGUGAACAGCCUGGUUCCAUGCCUUAGCUACGUGACGAACGGCGGGGCACUGAACCCCGCUUGCUGCAACGGGGUGAAGACCCUCUACAACCUGGCUCAAACCACCCCUGACCGCCAGAACGUCUGCAACUGCUUGAAGCAAGCAAUCAAUGGAAUACCUUACACCAAUACCAACGCUGGCCUUGCUGCUGGCCUUCCUGCCAGGUGUGGUGUCAACAUUCCGUACAAGAUCAGCCCCUCUACUGACUGCAAAAGUGUGAAGUGAUCAGAGCUUUGUGAAGAGUAAAGACCAAGAGCUUAAUUUCCUAUGGAGGAACAUGUAGUGGCAUAAGAAUAAAUUAAUCUGGUGCUUGACGGAGUUUAUCUGCUGUUCGUUUCAGUAGGGCUUACUUCUAGUUGUUUUGUCAUCUGCUUGGUCUUUGCUGUCUUUAACUUCUACGUUGUUAUUUAUUUUAAUCUGUGUUUGUAAAUGGUGGCUGAUUGGCCCUGUGUUUAGUCAGCUUCCUGGUUGAACUUUAUUUAGCAAUUAUAUAUCUUAUUUCUAAAUA